Molecule: messenger RNA, 594 nt
Organism: Exophiala spinifera
Lineage: Eukaryota; Fungi; Ascomycota; Eurotiomycetes; Chaetothyriales; Herpotrichiellaceae
Exons: 1
Coding region: 1-594 (197 amino acids)
Biological process (GO): chromatin remodeling
Cellular component (GO): Ino80 complex
Source: RefSeq, a predicted model, not a curated record
AUGGCUCCCUCCACACCGCAACCAGCAGACGACUCUCACCAACAACUCCUCGAUCAGAUGGACAUAUACUACGCUGCGAAGCCAUUUCGGAAUCACGACUGGAAGCCUAGUGGCCGCAGAAACAAGAACACAAAACAGAUGAUUUCUGAGUCACAACGAAGAGAGGCUUCUGUCCUCGCAACCCAGAACAACUCCGGCGCAUCGACGCCUGCUCUCGCCACGGGUGCAAUCUCGGAUGGUGCGGCUACACCUUCAUAUUCUGGUGCUCCCUCCCGGCCGGUCAACAUGGCACAAGCAGCACAAAGUCUAAGCACGUUGGUAUUGGAGAGGAAUCUACAACAGGCUACGAAUGGGUUCGGCGGAGGAAUGGGACCGCCGGCCGUGACAUACACCAAUAUUGAAAGCGCACCCAGUUUACAUCCCGCGAACCACAAGCACUACUGCGAUAUCACAGGCCUCCCUGCGAAGUACGUCGACCCUAAAACGAAGCUGAGAUACUACGAUCAAGAGAUAUUUGCUGUGGUGAGGAGUCUGCCACAGGGUGCACCAGACCAGUAUCUAGCUGCAAGAGGUGCCAAUGUGGUCUUGAAGUGA